UAACCACAGCUUUGCAUAUGCAGAGUUGGGGCACGAUGGGUUUUUUAACUGGUUAGGAAUGUAUAAUCAACUCAGCACGCAUGAGCAACUCACAAUACGAUCACGUAAGUGGAGUGCUUUAUAAACACAUGUUCAAGCGUCAUCACUGUGACGAGCUGGCCCUAAACAUGUGUAUUUAACACGGGUAGGACUAACAAUUUCAAGCGUUUGUGCAAUCGGAAUACGUUUUGGGAUAUAAAAGACCCAAGGAACGAAAAUAUCUUCAUUGGCGGUGGAACACAGUCAUAACAACCUCAGAGGUUUAUUUGAACCUAGCUAUGGCAAUGGCAGCUGCCCCCUCGGGGGCUACGAUAAGCCAAGUAUCCAUAAGUGAACUUGAAAACAAUGGCUAUUGCGUCAUCAAUGAUGUCAUCAGUCAAGAAGAAUGUGAUGAACUGAUCGGCCAGUACAAAUGUUGGUUGGAAAAGUUUGAAGAGCCUGAUUGGCCAAAUCACAGACGUUCUAAUAUAUAUCAAUAUAGGAUUGGUCACUUUGGAGCCACGUGGUGUGCAAGGCUAAAGGUGAAACCAGUGUUUUCUUCGUUGUGGAAGACGGACAAAUUGCUCACUAGUUUUGAUGGCGUGGCUGUCUCACGGCCCCCAGAAGAAACUGACAAGGUGUUCGAUUCCGGUCAGAACUGGUUCCAUGUAGAGCAGAAGGUGUCACGUGAGGGCCUCCAUUGUUACCAGGGGGCGCUAUACUUAGAAGAAUCUACCGAAAAUGACUUCUGUUUCCGGGCACUGAAAGAUUCGCACAAAUAUCAUAAUACUUUUUUCGAUCAUUACAAGCCAGCACGAGCAAAGAGCCUUAAGAGCGAUCUCUACAAAUUAGCAACGAACCAAGUUGGUUGGUACAGAAAAAAGAAGUGCAAAGAAGUGAAAGUAGCAGUCCCAAAGGGAGGGAUGCUGUUGUGGGACUCUAGGCUUAUUCAUGACAACGUCCCGCCAGUGGUCAAGAGGCCAAAUGCCGAUAGAUGGCGCUUCGUGGUCUUCGUUUCCAUGACACCUGCCAUCUGGGCAGCCCCAGGGGACAUUGCGCUGAAGCGGAAGGCCUACAAUGAACUGUCGAUGACCACUCACUGGUCAUCGCAAUCUCUCGAAAUUGUUGAAAGUGUAAGAGAACCGUCGCACAGUGGUCAGCCUAUGUACUGCAUCGAUGCUAUGCCGGAAGUGGCUAAAACAGAGGAAGCGAUGCGAUUGGCUGGAGUUUUGGACUAUGAUUUUAAAAAUGGCCAAUCAAAUGGUCCCAAAUUAAAACCCGUCUGGAACCCGCCCCGUGGUUAAGGAUUGGUUGUAGUAUGCAUGUCGCGAGAUAAAAGAGUUGGAAAUUAAUGGUAAGAAUACAAAAAUCCUGGAUGUAACUUAAGAUCCUCUUCAAAACUAUCAACAUUGGAAAUAAGUAAUUUUACAAUGAACAGAACACGCUAAUGUUGUUCCUGAGAAACUCUUUAUAUUCAGGGGAAGUCAGAUUCUCACAUAAAUGAUGGUAAAUGAGUGAGGGAAGGUUUGACGCCAUAAUUAGAAAUAAAACAGAUAUAUUUUUUUAGGAACGACGUAACUGGGCAACAGCCAGGUCACCCAGCAACCCUUCAGAACACAACACACACAGCGUGUACAACCAAUCCCCAUUCCACUUAAAACAAUAGAUUCCAUUUUUCCACAAUUUCCGAACAAUCCAAAUAUGACCCUAUGUUGACAUUCACAAAAUCCAAAGCAAGAACUCACAAAAAACUAUUCCGUCAAAUGAAAGACAUAUUUCUUUGUUUAGCUAUCUCGGGUCAUGUCUGUUGAGUGAUCGUAUGUUCUAAAAUUUUGAAACUGGGCUUGGUUGUGUCGACUCCCAGAAACACGCUCUGUCAUUACCAUUCCACAUUCUUACUCAUGCAAUAUUCUCAAUAAAAUAUAAUUAUCAAAUUA
This is a messenger RNA of Haliotis rufescens (red abalone), 1955 nucleotides long. RefSeq lists its product as uncharacterized. NCBI's taxonomy places the organism in Eukaryota, Metazoa, Mollusca, Gastropoda, Lepetellida, Haliotidae. The record is from RefSeq and is a predicted model, not a curated record. The transcript has 2 exons. The coding region runs from base 318 to 1322 and encodes 334 amino acids.